GCGCGUUGGUUCCACGCUGCUGUCUUGUGAAUGGGUCAAGACUAAAAAAAACAAAAAAAAACAGAAAGCCAUCCGGUCUCUCGGUUUUAAACGGGUUACCCAUGUCCCUCCGUUCAUUCUGGACUGUCAGAUAACGGACCUGUCACGCGCCGACAGAUCAAGAACUCUCAAAUUUGAGCUCGACGUGUUGCUGGUAGAGUCAUGACCCUGAGACCAGCCAAUGGCUGCAGACAGCUGACCUUGACCAUUGGCCUGACCCUGACCCUAGGCCUGCUGCAGUGGCCAAUAGGAGAUGUCAGUGGUCAGGAUGGACCGUCUCCUACGCAAGUCCUUCAGGAGCUGCUGACACGCUAUGGUGACAACACCAGUAUCUCCGUCCCUCAGCUCCGAGCGCUCCUCGUGCGCUUAAACGGAGCCCAGAGUGGAGACCAUGAUGCACAAACACAGCCCGCCAAAACCAAUGCAUCUCAGUGCUUGGCUGCAGACACUCUGGCAGCGUAUGGGAUGAGCGAACAGUCCCGUAUAGAUGAACGAGGCCUGCAGGAAAUCUGCCCUACCAUGAUACAGCAGCUGGACUCACAAGCGUGCAAGACCCAACAGGGUCAAGAGUCCGAGACCAGCCCCAGACCCACUGAUGCUGAGGUGUGGGGUUACUCAUUUUUGAGUGUGACUCUGAUUAGUGCGUUCGCUUUGACUGGUGUUUUUGUGGUGCCCCUGAUGAGGACGCGGUUCAUGCGCAGAUCAUUCAUCUAUUUCAUCGCUCUGUCCAUCGGAACGCUGUUCUCCACCGCCGUCCUGCAGCUCCUGCCAGAGGCCUUCGGAUUCGACCCCAUGGAGGAUUAUUAUGUGUCCAAGUCUGCUGUCGUGUUUGGAGGAUUCUACCUGUUCUUCUUUACAGAGAAAGUCCUGAAGAUGAUCUUAAAGCCAAAGGACAGGGGAGGGCAUGGCCACGGCCACAGUCACUUUCCUGCGGAGCGCUAUGCCAGCUCUAAUGGAGAUUUGGAGGAUGGUGUGAUGGAGAAGCUGCAGAAUGGAGAGGCUGGAGGAGCAUCUUUACCCAGAGCAGAAGGAGAUGUCAGAGGACUCGGAGAAGACGACAAAAUGCUCAGCACUGGCCAGACGGUACAGGACUCUCAGAGUUCGGGUGGUGCUGGAACGGGUGGAUGUUAUUGGCUGAAGGGCAGGGCAUACUCUGACAUCGGCACUCUGGCGUGGAUGAUCACUCUGAGCGACGGUCUGCAUAAUUUCAUCGAUGGUUUGGCUAUCGGAGCUUCCUUCACUGCUUCUGUGUUUCAGGGCGUCAGUACGUCGGUGGCAAUUCUGUGCGAGGAGUUUCCACACGAGUUGGGUGAUUUUGUAAUCCUGCUAAACGCUGGCAUGAGCAUCCAGCAGGCGCUCUUCUUUAACUUCCUGUCGGCGUGCUGCUGUUAUCUGGGCAUGGGCUUCGGCAUCCUGGCCGGGAACAACUUCUCUCCUAACUGGAUCUUUGCUUUGGCCGGAGGCAUGUUCCUCUACAUUGCAUUGGCUGAUAUGUUUCCGGAGAUGAACGAGGUGAGUCGUGAGGAAGAGGAGGCCGGAGGAAGUGGCUCUCUGUUAACUUUUGCCAUCCAGAACGCAGGGCUGCUCACCGGGUUUGCCAUCAUGCUUGUGCUGACCAUCUACUCUGGACAGAUACAGCUUGAAUAGCAGAGGACCUAAACACAAGGACUAUCUCAGCACCUGGACUAAACCCUGAGACAGACUUCAGUAUGAGCCAGCUGUGCUGGCUUGUUUUAAAACAUUUGCCCAGCUGGACUAGGUCAUGACAUAAAUUGAAAUGUUUUGGCCAUAGCGUGGGCUCCAAGUAAACCCUGGACUGUUAAAAUGAGGCUAGAAUUGACCGACCUGUGAACUUUGCUUUAGAUUCAUCCAAAACCCAGGACCUAUUAAUGGAUGUGCUGCCAGUCAUCUAGUGCAGGCCUUCUCUCGUUCUUUUGCCUCAAAGCUUUAGGACACAGUGAUGUUCCUGUACCGUGUGGAUUCUAGCUGCCCGACAUAUACAAAUGGGCAUUUUUGCAUUGAUUUUUAAUGUUCUCAUUAUUUAAUUUUCAACAAAAUGUCUCUUUCCCUCAGAGACAGGCCUGACCAAGAACUUUACAGUAUUGUCCACUGACAGAUGUGCAACGGAUGGGAUGAAACUUGACUCGUUUUACUGACAUUUGCCCAAAUGUAGGAUAUUUCCUAUGCUUCAUACCAAAUGGUUUUAUUUAUUCAAAAGAAGAAUUCUAAAACAACCAGAAAAAAAAAACUAAAUAAUACCAGUUGCUUGGAGACAAGACUAUAUAGACUGUAUAGACUAGUUAGUUGGCCCUUAUAAUUCUACUAAACUGAACAUGAUGUAGGUCACUUUAAUCAAAGGUUACUGUGCACUGUUGCGUAAGUAGAUUUUAGUUUGGAUACAAAGCAGUGUCUGUUCACUAAUAUAUCCCUGUUUGAUUUCGCCCCUCAAUGCCAUUCCAUAAUAGCAGUAGACGCUUGAAACAUUAAGGCACUCAUUCCUUUGUUAUUGAUGGGUUUUAUUUUACAAAAAAGCAGAGACCAAGAUUCUUCCAGAAUAAUUUCCUUUAACUUUUAUCUUUCCGACCAGAAUAAGUGGCGCAUAUUUUUAAAAACACCCUCCUAUUUUUUUGUACUUUGUAUAACAUUGCAUAUUAAUUGACGGUGAUAAAUGAUCACACCAGUUAUCGUUGCCUUUAAUUAUGGUAAUUGCUCUUAUAAAACAUGUAUUUUCCACAUCCUUUCAUUUGACCCGAAUGCAGUGCUCUUCAUAAUUAAAGAAAUAAUUAGGAAACGCAGGCAAAAUGUGCUUAUAAAUAUGGUGUUGUAGUGUUUCAACAAUAAUAUGAUCAUUCCUUAUAAACCUUUCCUUUCCUCAUUUAGCACUACAGCACAAUUCUUAGAGCUCUUGUCUAAUUAAGCAUCUAGACUGACAGAAAUCAUGUUGAAUAUCGUUGGAUUUUAAGCUGAAGUGUGCAAUUUCUGCGGCACUAGUUUAGUCAAAUGCAAAAUUCAGACUGUUUUAAAAUAGAUUUCCUGAUCACAUACUAUUGUUUUCAAUUUCACAGUGUUUAAACUUUUAGGGAAAAACAUCAACCAACAAAUGACUUGCUUAUCACAUUAAAUCUGCAUAUUACAUUUUUUUAAACAUGGCUUGAAAUUUAGAAUUCAGUUCCUAAUUUUAAAGUCAGGAAUAUUAUUAUAUGUAUGAUCUACUAUGAUACAGAUGUUAAAUUUCUAUGCAUCAGCAUAUUAUUUCAGUGGAUAGAACAAGCUAUGAGAUUAUUCAGAAAUCGAUCAGCCUUUGCUCCCUGGGUAUCACUUUUGUCUUCCACAUAAAAUCAAUUUUCCAUUAUGCUUCCAUUGCUUAAUAUUCAUGCUAGUAAUAUAUUCGUAUCAGCGAUUGCACUGCUAGUUUAACGGUGUAACAUCAGUUGAACCUGACGCCCCAGUGUAUGCUUACAAGAUCAUUCUGUUCAUCACAUGAAAGGUCAUUUUAGCUCUGUAUGAACUGAACAUGAAGCGUUCUUGUGCAUAUGGUCAACAGAUCUGAGUGUAACUUUAUUUCAGGGCCGUAUUUGUUCUUUUAGACUGUAAGCGUUAUUUAUUUAUUUUUUUAAUAAUGCCCCUUUGUUUAAGUGUAUGUAGUUGCAUUCAGCUUUGUGUGCAGCCAUUGUUUCAGCAUAUUGCUAUGCAUCGACAUGUCCUCUGAAGUGAGUUUAUGCCUUAAAGAGAGGAGGUCGUCUAAACACCAUCAUUCAGUGGUGAGAAGUUUUAAGUUUUUGUACCUCAUUUUAAAUUUAGUAAUAUUUAAAAACUAUUUUGUAGGGUAGAAUGUGUGUGAAUGUCUGUGAUUUUUAAGUCAUUGAUUUAUGCAUUUUGUCAUCAGUAAUUCAUUGCAUUUAAAUGAUAAGAGGGAGCUGUUUUGUUUUUGUUGUUGUUGUUGUUGUGAGAGAGUUUGUGAGCAAAUCAACAUCUUGUUUUGUUGUUGUUGUUGUUGUUUUUUUAUGGAAGGUGAAGCUAGUGUACAUGUUAUAAUGAAGCCAUUAUUUUAAUUACUGUAAACAUCUCAAGUGUUGUGUGUCUCAUAGGCAACAUGUGAAAUCUUAUUGCUGGUGUAACUGUUUUUUUGUUUGUUUUUCUUUUGAAAUAUUAAGCCCAUGAGCUUUAAGUUCAUCUUUUGUGCAAUGAAAAAAAUUAAAAACAUGAUACAAUCUGA
This is a messenger RNA of Onychostoma macrolepis, 4255 nucleotides long. It is a transcript of the gene slc39a14, whose product is annotated as solute carrier family 39 member 14. Gene Ontology annotation, cellular component: membrane. The coding region runs from base 202 to 1686 and encodes 494 amino acids. Gene Ontology annotation, biological process: zinc ion import across plasma membrane; intracellular zinc ion homeostasis. The record is from RefSeq and is a predicted model, not a curated record. The transcript is spliced from 9 exons. Gene Ontology annotation, molecular function: zinc ion transmembrane transporter activity. NCBI's taxonomy places the organism in Eukaryota, Metazoa, Chordata, Actinopteri, Cypriniformes, Cyprinidae.